Messenger RNA from Setaria italica (foxtail millet), 1464 nucleotides. RefSeq names its product UDP-glycosyltransferase 90A1. Bases 1 to 1464 code for a protein of 487 amino acids. The record is from RefSeq and is a predicted model, not a curated record. Gene Ontology annotation, molecular function: UDP-glycosyltransferase activity. The transcript has a single exon. Lineage: Eukaryota; Viridiplantae; Streptophyta; Magnoliopsida; Poales; Poaceae.
AUGGCGUCUGCUGCUUCAGCGCCGUCGUUCUCCCGCGGAACCCGUGAUGCGCAGGCUCAGCUCCCGCACAUCGUUAUAUUCCCGUUCAUGGCCAAGAGCCACACCAUCCCGCUCACCCACCUCGCCCACCUGCUCCGGCGCCGCCACCUCGCCACCGUCACCUUCCUCACCACCCCGGGCAACGCCGCGUUCGUCCGCGCCGCACUGCCCAGCGCCGACGACGGCGUGGCAGUCGUGGAGCUCCCCUUCCCCGACAACGAUAUCACCGUCCCUGGCUUCCCGCGGGGCGCCGAGUGCGUCCAGGCCCUGGACUCGCUGUCCUCCUUCCCGGCUUUCGUCGAGGCCGCGUCGCUGCUGCGGCCGCGGUUCGAGGAGGCGCUCGCCGCCGCGCGGCCCCCCGCCAGCGCCGUCGUGGCGGACGCGUUCCUGCACUGGGCGCAACCCGCCGCGGCCGCGCUCGGCGUCCGGACGCUGGCGUUCUUCGGCGCCAACGUGUUCGCGCACGUCAUCCGGGAGCUGUGCCUGCGCAACAACCCGGCCGCGGCGCUCCGCGGCGGCGCCACCGUGUUCACCAUGCCGGAGUUCCCGGACGUCCAGUUCUCGCUGGCCGACAUCCCGCUCCCGUUCAACGAGCCGGACCUGACGGUCAUGGCCUCGAUCCGCAAGAUGGACCGCAAGAUCGGGAGAGCCAUCGCCGGCAGCCACGCCCUGAUCGUGAACACCUUCGACGCCAUGGAGCGCCGCUACAUCGAGCACUGGAACCGGCACCUCGGGCCUAGGGCCUGGCCUGUUGGCCCGCUCUGCCUGGCCCGACCGGCGACACCCGUUUCGGGGCACGGCGGAGGCGCACCGGCGUGGAUGCGGUGGCUGGACGAGAAGGCGGCGGCAGGCCGCGCCGUGCUCUACGUCGCGCUAGGUACGACGGCAGCCGUGCCGGACGCUCAGCUGAGGGAGGUCGCCGGCGGGCUGGAACAGUCAGGGCUCGACUUCCUAUGGGCGGUGCGCCCCGUGGACGCCGACCUCGGCACGGGCUUCGAAGAUCGUGUCCGAGGGAGGGGCAUGGUGGUGCGCGAAUGGGUGGACCAGUUUGCCAUUCUCCGGCACGGCGGCGUGAAGGGAUUUCUAAGUCAUUGCGGGUGGAACUCGGUGACAGAGAGCAUCAGCGCCGGCGUGCCGCUGGCGGUGUGGCCGAUGGGUGCUGAGCAGCCGGUAAACGCAAAGCUGGUCGCCGACGAGCUGAGGAUCGGGAUAAGGGUGCCGGCGAAACACGGCAUGACCAGCACAUUGGUCGAGAGCGAGGAGAUUGCCAGGGUGGCCAAGGAGCUGAUGAUCGGAGAGAAGGGUGCAGAGGCGGCGAGGAACAUGGCCGCGCUGGGGUCGAAGGCACGGGAGGCGAUGGACGAGGGGGGGUCGUCGUGGAGAGCGGUGGAGGAGAUGAUCGCUGGGCUCCGUCAGCCGGCAUAG